AUGUCCUCGUCGCGAUCUCCUACUCACACUCGAACUCGAAGCGGUACACAACUCUCAGAAGAAUAUAUCCAGAACAGCUUUCAUAGCUAUUUGAAAUCUUCCUUAACUCAGGCUAAAGUUGAGAGAUUACUCGAUGCAGAUCUUUUGAGUAGUGCUGAAGGCGAUCUCAUGAUCACUGGUCCCGCACUAUGCCUUUAUUUUGCAGCAUUGCGCAGUACCACCAAUCCGCCUUCAGUCCCUCUGCCUCGUCAUAACAAGACCUCCGACCCUACCGAACUAUCAUCGGAAAACUGUCCCCCUCCGUUUGCACCUUUCCUUCGCGUAUGGGCUCAAACUGUCCCUUCUAUCCAGGCAUUAGCUCCAGAACAUCAGCACGAUCUUGCCAGAAUAAUUUGUGAUCUUGAGCCGGUAGCCUCGCCUUUGAAUUCCAAUAUACACGGUAUUGCAGCUGAUCUUCGAGCAGUGGCGAUCGAGAUAAGCCAAAGGCGCUCAUUUCAAGACAGGUAUGCAGCAGAUCUACAGGCAGCAUUGGACUCAGGAAAUGAGCCCAGCAGUCCUAGAGCGAAGAAAGCUUCGUUUGUGCCUCCACCUUCGUACGAAAUGUCACCGCCUUCCUCCGUACAAUCCUCUCCAAAUACACAAAAUCUUCCACUUCCACCACCGUCACCAACCUACAGCGCUGGUCAUCAGGCUGAUAUCCACGACCUUGCCUCACAAUCGUCUUCCCAUCUCUUUCCUUACACGCCUAGCGCUGGAAGUGGCUGGCCUUCCCGAAGUUCCUCUCCCUCGAUAUUAACUCCUGAUUCUCCAGCCAUCGAGUUCAUCCGGGAAACUCUAUAUGCUGCGCUAGGCGACGUCCUUGAAAGUCAUUCCUCCCUUCGUGAGAUGUUGAAGCUAGAUCCUUCUCGAGCCUACUUUGCUGCGGUUGCGUAUGCCAUUCUCGAUGUGGCUACGACAUCUCUGACGCCAGAGGGGGCAAUUGUGGGUGUUCUCGGUACUCCCUUAACACUCGAUGAUUGUCCUCCCCCUUUGCGACGAUUCAUGCUUGAACUAGCAGCGAUAGGUCAGCAGGCGGCAGAAAUUCAGGAGGCAGAUGAUGCCAGAGCCACGAAGUAUGCAUCUCAAGGGAAAUGCAUUCCUACUCCGAGGAUGGAGAGAGUACAGCAGAUGUUGGUAGAAGGUAUCGGUUGCUCGACUCAGCAUAGCGACGGAGAAGAGGGCAGGAGAAGUGUAGAAGGCAAAGCAGUAGCCUUUGCUAAUCGUAUCAAUGGACUGAGUUUAGCUUUGACUCACUUGAAAACAUUCAAAGACAGGCAGGAUCAAGUUUUCAAAGUGCUUGCAGGUAUUGGGUCCUCAUAG
Messenger RNA from Lentinula edodes (shiitake mushroom), 1359 nucleotides. RefSeq lists its product as uncharacterized. NCBI's taxonomy places the organism in Eukaryota, Fungi, Basidiomycota, Agaricomycetes, Agaricales, Omphalotaceae. Bases 1 to 1359 code for a protein of 452 amino acids. The record is from RefSeq and is a predicted model, not a curated record. The transcript is spliced from 2 exons.